Molecule: messenger RNA, 1356 nt
Organism: Kwoniella mangroviensis CBS 8507
Lineage: Eukaryota; Fungi; Basidiomycota; Tremellomycetes; Tremellales; Cryptococcaceae
Exons: 4
Coding region: 1-1356 (451 amino acids)
Source: RefSeq, a predicted model, not a curated record
AUGCGGAACAUCAAUAUAACCUUCUAUCCUCUUUUGACUUUGCUCGUGUCAUAUGUCGCCGCUUCCCCAAUAUACGAAUCUCGUCAGCUCGUUCCUAGAGGUACUGCCCCACUAUGGAACGAGAGUGGACCUAAUGUGAGAGAUGUCAAGCAGGUCAAAGUACUCAACUGUUGGUGGGCUGCCUCAUCCUUAGCGGUCCUCAUCUCCUCCCAACAAUGGAUCGAGAACAUGGUCAAGUACGGCAACGGAUCCUCUAUGGUCGGUCAAUCGUGGCCUACCGAUUCUACCGUUCAAGUGACAGUGUGGAACCCCAACAGCGGACAACAGCAAACUUUCGAAACUGAUCAUGACUACAUCUCUCAGACGGAAGAUCAUCCAGAUGGAAAUUGGUGGCAUGAUGCUGUAGGCCAGGGGGCUAAAGCAAUGGGUAAAACCGAUUCGUUCGCUGGUGUGAUCAGUGGUGAAAAUCCAGAUUGGGAUCCUGAAUCUGGAUCAGCCAAGAUUGGCUUAAAGAUUUUGACGGGGUUCGAAACCGAAUCGAAAUAUAGAGAAUUUAUCUCGGUUGAUGAAUUUUUCUCAUAUUGUGAAAAGGCUUCAUCGGGUACACCGGUAAUUUUCAAUACGUUAAGUAAAGAUGAUGUGAAGACUACCGUUCCUCAACUUGGACAUUCGCACGAUUAUGCCGUAUACAAUGGUACGACCAACUCUGAUGGUGACAGAGUAAUUUGGGCAAGAAAUUCAUGGGGUUCAACGGAUAUGUUCAAACUUUCAGACGUUUAUGAAAAUUCAUAUCAGAUUGUUCAUCUUAGAGAUUGGAAUGUUCUUGGUGGAGGUCCAUUCGAUACUACCCAUCAAGAUGGUUCUUCCGCAGAUACCAACGCUAAUGCUACGACCUCGGCGAACGCAACGGAUUCUGCAACUUCGACCGGUGUGGGUAACGAUACUGCUACUGCAACUGCAACUACCGAUGCUGCUGGAAACAACUCGACUGCGACAGCUGUAGACAAUACUGCAUCGACUACUGUUUCUGAUGCCGAUGCUAGUACUUCCUCCGCUCCUGGUCAACCAGUCACUUCCCAGCCAGCUGGGACUAGCGCUGCAGCUCCUGCUACUGCAUCUUCUUCGGCCACUGCACCAGAAACGAGUUCAGGAGGCUCGACUUCCUCGCCCUGGCAGUGGACUUCAAUAUUACCUGGGUGGAGUACCACUUACCCUUCAACUCCAUCCGCUACAAAUCAAGGUUUAGUGGUGAUAGAAGCUGCGUUGACACCUGAAUCAGAUGAGGAAGAACGGUCGGAAGACGAAGACGGGAAUGUAGAAUGCAAAUGGAAUAAUGCAGAUGGAGCAUGUCAGUAG